AUGGUGAUGAAAACCUUGCUGCAGGGGCGUAAGCUGUUGGACGCAAAGAACAGGGUGAUAAUCACAGGCAAGAACUACAUAUGCUUCCAAAGGAGCGCGCUUCGAGACAAUGUAGUGAAGAAGGAGACCCCGAAAUUUGAGCAGAAGCCUUUGGGGUCGUACCCAGUCCCCCCCGAAGCUGAGAUGAUGUGGAGAAAUAGACAUACGGCCUAUGGUGGGUACAUUCAACAAACCGUCUCUCCCUUCCAACAGAAAAUUAUGUACCCGUUUUGGCACAUGGCCUUGGCCAGAUGGUGGGCCAAAUUUUCAUCCUAUGUCUGGUGGUGGAUAUGGCCCUUUGCAAUAACGAAUUUGAUUUUGUGGAAAAUGUUUCGAGAUGCGAAGAAAUAUGUCGAGCAGAAGCAUUGGUACUGA
Messenger RNA from Plasmodium fragile, 414 nucleotides. RefSeq lists its product as uncharacterized. Lineage: Eukaryota; Apicomplexa; Aconoidasida; Haemosporida; Plasmodiidae. The transcript has a single exon. Gene Ontology annotation, biological process: mitochondrial electron transport, ubiquinol to cytochrome c. The coding region runs from base 1 to 414 and encodes 137 amino acids. The record is from RefSeq and is a predicted model, not a curated record.